CCUUCAAAUGGCGAAUAAUUAACCAUUCGAUUUCCAGUUUCCAACCACGACCACCGUAAUGGCAUUCACCUCCGUCGCCCCCGUCAGCAAGAACGACUCCAACGGUGGCCAAGGUCUCAUCUUAGGACGCUACGAGGUCGGAAGACUCCUCGGCCAUGGCGCAUUCGCUAAAGUUUACCAAGCCUGCAACGUUAAAACAAGCCAAAGCGUCGCCAUCAAAGUGCUCGACAAGGAGAAGAUCCUCAAAGGCGGCAUGAUUGCUCACAUCAAGCGCGAAAUCGCCAUCCUCCGACGUGUCCGCCACCCUAACAUCGUGCAACUCUUUGAAGUAAUGGCCACCAAAACCAAGAUUUACUUCGUCAUGGAAUACGUACGUGGCGGUGAGCUUUUCAACAAAGUUUCCAAAGGCCGGUUAAAAGAAUCCGUCGCCAGAAAAUACUUCCAGCAAUUAAUCUCCGCCGUCAAUUUUUGCCACGCCCGCGGCGUUUACCACCGCGACUUGAAGCCCGAGAAUCUCCUCCUCGACGAUAACGGAGAUUUGAAAGUCUCCGAUUUCGGGUUGAGCGCCGUAUCGGAUCAGAUCCGACCCGAUGGUUUGUUCCACACGUUUUGCGGUACCCCAGCUUACGUGGCGCCGGAAGUUUUAGGCCGGAAAGGAUACGAUGCGGUCAAAGUCGAUAUCUGGUCCUGUGGAGUAAUUCUAUUUGUUUUGAUGGCGGGUUAUUUACCAUUCAACGAUCAAAACGUCAUGGCCAUGUAUAAGAAAAUUUACAGAGGUGAGUUCAGGUGUCCGAGAUGGUUUUCAUCUGAGUUAGUCCGGCUACUCAUGAAGCUACUCGAUACUAACCCGGAAACCCGUAUAACAAUCCCAGAAAUCAUGGAGAAUCGUUGGUUUAGAAAGGGUUUCAAACACAUCAAAUUCUACAUUGAAGAUGAUAAAUUUUGCAGCGUUGAAGAAACCGACGAAGACAUCGGAGCAUAUUCAACGGAUCAGUCAUCGAUGUCCGAGUCCGAAACCGAGGUCGAAACCAGGCCGAGAGUCGGUCCAUUGCCGAGGCCGGCGAGUUUAAACGCAUUUGAUAUCAUUUCAUUCUCCCCGGGUUUCAAUUUAUCCGGGUUGUUCGAGGAAGGAGGUGAAGGUUCUAGGUUCGUGACCGAGGUGAAGGUAUCGAAGAUUAUAUCGAAACUGGAAGAGAUAGCGAAGGUGGUUUGUUUUACGGUGAGGAAGAAGGAUUGUAGAUUGAGUUUGGAGGGUUCAAGGGAAGGUGUUAAAGGGCCAUUGACGAUCGCGGCUGAGAUAUUCGAGCUAACGCCAUCAUUGGUUGUCGUGGAAAUAAAGAAGAAAGGAGGCGAUCGAGGCGAGUUCGAGGAGUUUUACACCAGGGAACUAAAACCAGCGUUAGAGAAUUUGAUGGCGGAGGAAGCACUAUCAGCUUCAACCGCCGCCGCCGCUACGGGUGGUUCAAGUUUACCUCCGGAUUCGAAAUAGAGAUAAGGGUAAACUUUUGUCUCUGUUUGUAUCAUAAAAAAAGGUCAGUAUUCUUUUUGUUUUGUUUAGAUAACUGGAUGUAUGUGUAUGAUCUAUUCUUGCAUGGAGAAGGAUAGAUUCCAUUACCACAAUUUGAAUACAAAUCUCUAUUGAUCUUUGGCUUUUUGAUUUC
Messenger RNA from Hibiscus syriacus, 1661 nucleotides. Its product is annotated as CBL-interacting serine/threonine-protein kinase 12-like. Gene Ontology annotation, molecular function: ATP binding; protein kinase activity. The record is from RefSeq and is a predicted model, not a curated record. The coding region runs from base 59 to 1489 and encodes 476 amino acids. Lineage: Eukaryota; Viridiplantae; Streptophyta; Magnoliopsida; Malvales; Malvaceae. Gene Ontology annotation, biological process: signal transduction; protein phosphorylation. The transcript has a single exon.